AUGCCUCGGUUAGUUAAGAUUUGUGGACUUAGAACAGUUGAAGCUGCCACUACAGCUAUAGAUAAUGGCGCUGAUUUACUUGGUUGUAUUUUAGUUCCAGGUCGUAAACGUACAAUUGACUUUGAAAUUGCUAAACAAAUAUCUUCCCAAGUUAAGCAAGCAAGAUCUUCUAAAAAAUUUCCAACCAUAGAAGACAUUCAAACUUAUUUGACUAAUCAGUUUUAUUCAUCACCUCGUGCAUACUUUGAAUUGAUAAGUGAAGUCAUAAUUGAUAAUGGUCCAUUUUUAGUUGGUGUUUUCCAAAAUCAACCCAUCGAUGAAGUUGUUUCCAUUGCUACUGAAUUAGAAUUAGAUUUUAUUCAACUACAUGGAAACGAAGACAAGAUGGCAUUUUUUAAGGAUGAAAGAAUUGCUGGUAAAUUUGGGAUUAUUCCAAGAUACGUUAUUCCUACCCAGUUUCCAGAUUUAGCCGAACAAGGUGAAUAUUUAACUAAAGAAAAACUCUUUGCAAUUCCUUUGUUGGACUCAGAAGCUGGUGGAGAAGGUAAAAUUAUUGAUUGGAGCUUUAUUAAUGAUAAUCUUAGCUUUACAAACGUUUUACUUGCUGGUGGAUUAACCCCAGAAAAUUUAUUAUCUACACAAGAUGUUAAAAAUGUAGUUGGUUAUGACGUCAGUGGUGGUGUUGAAGAUGCCGAAGGAAAUAAGGAUUUAACAAAAAUCAAAACCUUUAUAACCAUUGGAAAAGAUAUUAACUAA
Spathaspora passalidarum NRRL Y-27907 is the source of this 756-nucleotide messenger RNA. It is a transcript of the gene TRP1, whose product is annotated as phosphoribosylanthranilate isomerase. The transcript has a single exon. Gene Ontology annotation, molecular function: phosphoribosylanthranilate isomerase activity. The record is from RefSeq and is a predicted model, not a curated record. The coding region runs from base 1 to 756 and encodes 251 amino acids. Lineage: Eukaryota; Fungi; Ascomycota; Pichiomycetes; Serinales; Debaryomycetaceae. Gene Ontology annotation, biological process: L-tryptophan biosynthetic process.